AUGGAGCCGAAAAACAAUUCAGCUUUAAGAUGUUUGUCUACACGGUGGAGAAGUGCAACUGUCAAGCGGGACGUCGAAGAUCUCGCCAAAGAAUACGACUACAUUGUCGUGGGCGCUGGCACAGCAGGCACAACAGUAGCCGACCGGCUUACCGAAAACUACACCAAGACCGUCUUGAUGAUCGAGUAUGGCUCCCUUGCACUAGACGACUCAUUCGUGCCACCGUGGAACGUUCCAGCAUCAGAGUUUCUCUACAAUAUCACAUCAGUACCGCAACCCAAUGUCAACAAUCGAACUUUCCCCGUCAUCAAUGGCCGUGUUGUCGGCGGCGUCAGCGCAGUCAAUGGGUAG
Macroventuria anomochaeta is the source of this 351-nucleotide messenger RNA. RefSeq names its product GMC oxidoreductase. The transcript is spliced from 3 exons. NCBI's taxonomy places the organism in Eukaryota, Fungi, Ascomycota, Dothideomycetes, Pleosporales, Didymellaceae. The record is from RefSeq and is a predicted model, not a curated record. Gene Ontology annotation, molecular function: flavin adenine dinucleotide binding; oxidoreductase activity. Gene Ontology annotation, biological process: secondary metabolite biosynthetic process. The coding region runs from base 1 to 351 and encodes 116 amino acids.